CGGUGUGCAGUGCGGCAUAAACGGCCGAGCGGCGUAGCCAUAGAGCUAAUAGCGCUGGAAGGGAUUGCAGGGUAUCUCACAUUAACGCCGUCAGUGUGGAGAGGGAGGGGGACUGACAACGCCCCCGGCUCCUUAUUAUGCGUUGCCUUUCUGUGCCGUUAGUCUUGGGGUGUGUUAUUGUCGGCUUUCGCAUCUCAGGGGUGCUGAUCCGGCUAUCAUUUAUUCAUAGAGUUUGUUCAUCGUUAACUAACUACUACUAUUAAGCUACAAUUUGUCGUGCGGUUGUUUCAAUUUCAGCUUGGUUGCAAGUAAACAAAAUGUAAUCUCUGGAUUAAAACCACCUGAAAAUUUUGAAGAUGAAUGUGUUUGAUCGCAACAUAGACUUCGAUGCUCUAUUUAAAUUUUCCCAGAUCUCUCCUUCCACCCAGGAGCACCUGAAGAAUGUAUACUCUUGCCUAGCUGUGUGCAUGCUUGUGGCUACAGCCGGGUCAUGUGUACAUUGUAUAACACAGCUGUUUCAGGGUGGCCUGCUCUCUUUGCUGGGUUCCUUAGCUAUGAUGCUUUGGUUGACCAUGACGCCGCAUAAUCAUGAGACUGAGAAGAAGAGGCUGGCUAUUCUUGCUGGCUUUGCCUUCUUCACAGGUGUCGGGCUGGGGCCAACCUUGGAUUUUGCUAUUGCCAUCAAUCCCAGCAUCAUCGUGACAGCAUUCCUGGGCACCUCUGUAAUCUUCGUAUGUUUCACUCUGAGCGCCCUCUACGCCAAGCGCAGGAGCUACCUCUUUCUUGGAGGUGCUUUGAUGUCGGGGCUUUCCAUCCUGUUCCUGGUCUCCUUGUUUAGCAUGUUCAUCGGAUCGGCUUUUCCCUUCAAGGCCCAUCUAUACAUCGGACUGGCCAUAAUUUGCGGGUUCGUGCUCUUCGAUACUCAGCUCAUCAUUGAGAAGGCAGAGAUGGGCGAUAAGGACUACAUCUGGCACUGCGUGGACUUGUUCCUCGACUUUGUGACCAUCUUCAGAAAGCUCAUGGUCAUCCUUGCCUUGAAUGAGAAGGACAAGAAGAAAGAAAAGAAGUAGAGGAGUUAUGUGCGGAUGAAGGCGACGCUGAAGACCACGUGUCCUCAAUCUCCUGAACUACUUUUAAGAAUGCACCAGAGGAAACCAUGACCCGGAGUAGUAUCUUAAAUCGCAGUGAAGUUUUCACUUUAACUUUCAGAUAAUUAUUUAGAUUGUUUUGAUUUUGUAUAAUGAUGUAGAGUCUAAUUUUUCGGGCAGUUGAAUUUUGGCUUCACACAAGGGGUGACAUUUGAGCUGUAAUUUUAAGUUUCUUCUUUUGUGUCGUGAAAUGGAAUAUGUGUGUAUGUAUACUUUGUAUGGAUCGUUGCUAAACUGGGCUGCACAAGACAUCUGAUAGAAAAUUCUAUGUCGUUAUUGUUAUACUUUUUUUCAUUUAAGUUUUUUUUAUUUUGUGUACGGUAAAAGAUCAGUACCAUCAGAUACCCCGCCGAACAACUACAACUGAAAAAACAAAGCAAAAUACAGAAUUAAAUCACGCAUUUUGAGUUCUGCAUCUUGCCAAGAAUUCAGCACAGAAACUGAUCUGGUUAAUCCAGGCUGUAGGAGAUUCGAGAAGAGUAACAGCUACGUGCUGCAACAUUCACAAAUUCCGCAAUAAGGCUCGAGGAAGAGCGUUGCAUUGAAUCACUGUUUUCUUGCCCGUGGUCAGUCUAGCUAAUAGGAUUCUUUGAGUUAUCGUGGCUGAUUUAGCAAGAAAAUUAUAUGAAAUAAAACUGUAGGUCUAGUACUAAUACAGAAUUGAGCCUCAAUCGUUUAUUAUAACAGAGGCAUUAACUCAUUUGUGUAAUGCAUUUGGAACCAAGGAUGGUACGAUUCACCGAUUCGCAUCAGUGCAUAAAAGUUCAUGAUGUGACUGCCACGAUUAAAAAAGUGCGCCGGAUACAAUUUGGGAUACAUCAUUUCUAACAACUUUGCAUCAGUAAAAUCUAAUUUAUUAAUGUAGAAUAGGUAGUUAAAUCAUUUUGCUUGAUUAAUUUUGUAUUAUUUUUUUAGUUCACAACUGGUGUUAUUAAUGUUUUUAUGGUUGUUAUGCUUCCAAACGUCUUUUAUUGCGAACCUGCUUGCGUUUGUAAGCUGCUGCUCGCAAAAUCAAGCUUACUUCUGUCUGAGUUUGGGAAACUAAAAUAUAUGGCUCCUGGCUCAUCCGACUUUUAGAGGAAUAAAACUGAGCCAUCCGUUUGUUUUUAUUUUGAAACGUAUUAAUAAUGAGCCGGGUAGAAGUUUAUUUGGUUCGCGUUAAAUGCUAUAUGUUUAGCAAAAUUAGAUGUAUUUAAACCAGUAACUGGUUACAUAUUACUUGAUAUAAUUUUGUAAUAUUUGCCCAUGUUUUGGAAUUAACAUAGAAAAGUUUAAUUUGUGACUUUUGUAAACUGCUGCACGCAAAAAAAACACUUUUCUGUCUGUGAAGGGAGAAGAAUCGCCAUUUCAUUAUUAUGUUUAUGGGAAAGUGCGGAAGAAUCUUUAAUAAUAAUUAAGCUUGUUUUUUGCUCUGGUACUUUUUAUUUAAAUUUCUUUUUUUAGAUUUAGGCCUGCAGGCGAGUCUUUAGUUUUAUUUUGGUGGUGUAAAUCAUCCACCUCUCCCAUCGUAUUGCAUCCUCACCAGCUCAUAAAAUCCGUGAAAUCCGACUGGAACCGCAGUUGCAGUGGCUGUGCCGGACCUUUGGCACCUCCCUCUCCAUGCCACGUCACAUUAUUAACAUACCAAAACACAACGAAUUUCCCUGUCGGCAGGGUCCCGGCCUGGCCUGGUCAACCAGCGCGCGGCCAGGCUUAAAUAAAUAAUUAUUAGUAGAUGUCUUGUGCCUUUAUUAUUAGGAAAGUAGAAAAUAAUCUGACCAGUAGUUUAAUAUUUAGAUUGAUCCCCCAGUAAACUGUAUCUCAAGCGCAAUCUCUCAUCUCCACUCCCCCACUGCUCUGCUAGUCUCUCGGCCAAAUCUCGCGGGAGUUGGAGGCGUGUCUGGCGUCGCCCCGCCCCGUGUCAUGGCGAAUCGCGCCGCAUCGCAAUAGGGCGGCAUCCUAUCGCAAUAGGAAUUGCUGUAUAUGCAUCUUUAAUAUACUGGAUUGUUGGCAAUGCAUAGUGAUGUGUGUCGUAUCGAGAUUAUCUUUUAUUGAAACAAAACAGUGUCUACCUUAAAUUUCAGCUUUUCAAAUUGUCAUUCAGCCUUGAAGCUUAAAGGAUUCUUUCCCCAGGGUCGGCGUCAUGGUGGAGGGGGGCAUUAACAGUCCAUCACCCCCCUCCCCCUCAAAUUCCACCCACCUGUCUGUAAUUUUAUUUUUUAAUGAAGGCAUUCAUUCUGUAACAUGUGCUGUCUCUCCCAGAUACAUUUCUACGGAUCGUCUACUAACCCAAUGAUCUCCCCAACCCAAUCGACAAUUUUUUUACCGUCGUCACUGCUGCCCACCCCCCGUCAAAUUUCCUCUGCCGCCAAGACUGACACCCCCCCCCCUUAAAUAUUUUUAAUUCUUGGAAAAGAAUCUUAGCUGGGAGUAUAGCAGUAACCAGUUCUGUCCAGCGGGUGUCACUGUUGUUUAGCUUUGAAUUGCAUGGUUUACUGCUUCUCUUGCUUAAUUGAAGGAAAGACUCGUGUAUCUUUUAUCAUGACUUAAAGAUUUAAAGUUUUUUCCUUUUGCCUCCUAAUGAGGAUGUCUGAAUUACUUGUAUGCCUUUGCCAGUGCUUUGAACUUUGUCGUGAGAAAUGUUCUUGCGGUGAAUUUCUGACACGCGUCGGCCCUUUAGGCUUCGCUAUCGAUGUUUAAACCUGGGGUCGACCUGACAGGAAAGGUCAGACAUCUUCAUUCCUGUUUCAUUUUAUGUUCCUUGCAGGGAGUGAAAAAUGUUCCCUCUGAUCUGUGAAAGAACCAUGCUUAAGACCUGCCUGCCUUGGCAGACCUUUGCAGAAAUUACUGCUGCCUUUCUCUGUGUGGCUUUUUUUUUUACCCUCGAGGUAUUUGUGAAGAUUGCUGGUGGUACAAUCGCGUUGAGAAAAUGACAUGUAGUAACAGAAGUGUGAGAAGCGUAAUCUUUUUUCCUCCCCUGAACAAUUCUGGAGAAAAAAGUACCAAGUGCAAUGAUGGUGGGGGGUGAAGGAGUGCUAUCUCUGUGUGAACCCAGUCUCACUGUAUGUCCUGUGCUGAGCUAUUGUAUUUACCCCCCUCCCCCGCCACCCAUGUUCAUCUCCUUCACUACACAUCAAUUGAGCCCUUUUAACCAAAUUUUCUGAAUGAAGAUAUUUCUUGGUGUUCAAAUGGCUUCUUUCCAAUUCAAUCCAUUGGAAGGACCGCAGCUCUGUCGCAUGUUUACUGCAGUUCUGUUGACAUCAAAAUGUAACAUAUCAAAUGCGUUCCCCUCCCUUUCAUUGGGAAAGUAGUCUUUAUUAAUUAGUGCCAACAAAAUCAGUUUACUGAUUUGUGCUUCACUAAUUUUGGGAGAAGGGGAGGGUGGCAGGAAUGUUAAUACUGUGAAAGAUAAAGUUUGGAACUGCCAUUUACAUUAAGCAAGACUGUAGAACUGAAAUUUGUUAAAUAAACUGAAUAAUGGAU
Molecule: messenger RNA, 4610 nt
Organism: Brienomyrus brachyistius
Lineage: Eukaryota; Metazoa; Chordata; Actinopteri; Osteoglossiformes; Mormyridae
Gene: tmbim6
Product: testis enhanced gene transcript (BAX inhibitor 1)
Exons: 10
Coding region: 357-1070 (237 amino acids)
Biological process (GO): negative regulation of apoptotic signaling pathway; cellular response to unfolded protein; negative regulation of endoribonuclease activity
Cellular component (GO): mitochondrial membrane
Molecular function (GO): enzyme binding
Source: RefSeq, a predicted model, not a curated record